UGUUUCAUAUUCUAUGGGAGUUGGUCGGAACGAUCGAAAAGCUUGGUCAGUUGUAGCGCCGACUCGGCUCGAAGUUGUGUAGUUUAAAGGCACGUCACUGUACAAAAUAGAAGCACGUUUUUUUCUGUAAUUUAAGUAGCGUAGAGGCGGUAACAGUUACGUAGAUACGUCGCGACGAAUCCGUAUGGCAAUGUCGCACCAGCCAGCACACUGGGGAAAAAUCGUACUCGUAUAUAUUUUCCAAUUAUUUUCAUAUGCAACUUCCACGGUGCACGUGCAAUUGAUAGCGCCGUCGUACGUGACGCAUGGCAGCGAGGCCACUCUCCAUUGCAACCACAGCGUACAUGAUGAUUACUUGCACAAAGUGGAAUUCAUGAAAGACGACAAGAAGAUACUGCAAUACAUAAAGGACAGAAAUCCGCCGUUCGUCGAAUGGCGGGUGGACGGCGCGAACAUGCAGUACUUGGAAAAUGGCACGACAAUCAAACUAACGGACGUUCGCUUCAAGGCGUCUGGUUCGUAUUCCUGUCAGGUCUCGACGUCGACUCCUAUUUAUACCGCGGCAUCCGAACCCGUUUCGAUGAAAGUCAUAGAACCACAGACUGAAAACCCGAAGAUCACGUUCAAGAAAAGCAUGUACGUGGUUGGCGAAAGUCUUGAGGCGAAUUGUACCUCGUCGGCUGCGCAUCCAGUUCCUCAGUUGACAUGGUUCAUAAACGGCGAGGAGGUAGAUAUCGCUUUGGUGAAUCAUUAUCCGUACACGAGGCACAAUGACCAACUGAUGUCCGCGACUGCGAAGUUAAUGAUAGAGGUGUCCGCGUUGCAUGCCGGCGAGAAUGGGUACUUGGAAAUCAGCUGCUAUUCAACCAUUCCGAGCUACCCCGUGAACGAGCAGUACGCUGACAUCAGGAAGGAAACGGUCUCGGAGCGCAGUCCGCCGGCAAUUGGAUACCGCACAGUCCGCAUCGGUUCUACGCGAUCGCCGGAGCGACUUACGUGCACUUCCCGAGCUGGAGUUCCAUACAGAUGGAAUUGAUAGACCGAGUGAUCCCGCACAGGGGCUUUAGUUACACGAGCAAGCGUAACGAUAUUGGAUUGUUCAGGGUGACUAUUAUGUGUAUAUAUAAGUUCUAUGUGGAAAAUACAAAUAAAAAAGUACA
Messenger RNA from Nomia melanderi (Alkali bee), 1160 nucleotides. NCBI's taxonomy places the organism in Eukaryota, Metazoa, Arthropoda, Insecta, Hymenoptera, Halictidae. The record is from RefSeq and is a predicted model, not a curated record.